Molecule: messenger RNA, 2406 nt
Organism: Danio rerio (zebrafish)
Lineage: Eukaryota; Metazoa; Chordata; Actinopteri; Cypriniformes; Danionidae
Source: RefSeq, a predicted model, not a curated record
UGGUUACGCCCUUUGCUGUAAAACACCUCCUUGGAAAAAAAUACUAACCCGACAUGAUCUCCGUACGCUUUAAUCUGUUCCGGAAAGUUAAACUGACCUAAUCUGACACGGAAGAGUGAGAAAUAUAGCCUGAACACCUAAAGAAAUCAAAAACGUAUUUAGUGCUGCCAUUCAUCGAAAUAAGAUGCCAAGAAAUGUGCUUUCUCUCGCUGUUGCUUUGUUCUCCUGUCUUUUGAUGUGUACACAUGUUCAAGGAGAGUGUACACUGCCUUCUUUUGAAUCAAGGAAUGUCGUCUUAUCAGGAUCUUACAGUCCAGGUCAAACUUUGCCAGAUGGAUCUGCUUUAACAUUUGAGUGCUUGUCUGGGCACACACCAGUUGAUUCAAGAGCAACUAAAUCAAUUACUUGUACAAAAAGCCAGUGGACAGAUCUAGGGCUCAGUUGCAAAAAAAAAUCCUGUGGAAGUCCUCCAGAAAUUGUAAAUGGGAGAUAUGAAAUAUCUGGAAUUUUGUUUGGGGACACAAUUAAACCCAUUUGUAACACAGGAUACAUGUUAGUUGGGUAUGGGUUAGAUCAAAGAGUGUGCCGCGAUGGAGGAUGGGAUGGCAGAGAUCCUGAAUGUGAAGUGGUGAAAUGUGCGGCACCACCAUCCAUAGAAAAUGGACAACUUUCAGAUGAGCCUUUGGAAAGUUAUGAAUAUUCACAAGUUGUAACCUACAGAUGUAAUUCUGGGUUUAGUCUUAGUGGAAGUUCAAACCUUCAUUGUUCUGAUGAUGGGACCUUUAAACCAGAUCCACCCAAAUGUUUGGAUGGGUGUCCAAAGCCUGAAAUUCCACAUGCAAUUAGAAUUGGUGGAAGAUCUCCUCCAUACAAAAUAGGACACUUUAUAGAGUACAAAUGUGAAGAUCUCUAUACACUGAAAGGAAUAAAGGAAAUCGCCUGUAGAGCAGGAGGAUGGGAUCCUGAACCACCAAAGUGCAUUGAGCCUUGUAGAGUGCCUAAUUUUGGAGGAAAUGUCACUUUAAGAGAGGAGUUCAGCUCCAAAGACCUUUUUCCUCAUGGAGACAAAGUAGCAUUUAAGUGCAAGAGUGGAUAUGAGCCAGUUGAUUCAACAGUAUCUAGGAUAGCUACUUGUGAGGAAACCAAAUGGACAAAACUGCUCCUGACCUGCAAAGCCUCACCUACAACUACCACAACUGCCAGAGCACCCACAACUGCCAGAACACCCACAUCUCACACAACAUCUAAAGUGCUACCUGAUGGUGAUGAAGAAAAAUCAUCAUCGUCUUCCGCACCUCUAGGAGCGAUUUUAGGUGGAAUUUUCGGUAGUGGUGGUUUACUUUUACUUGGAUGUUUUGGAGUUUAUAUGCUCGUUACGAAACAGUCAAAACGUAAACAAAAGGUGCCUACAAAUGAAGAGGGAUCGCUUUAAUACCCUCACAUUCGUGGUAAAGUUGCUGCCAUGGGAGAAAAAACAAAAACAAAUGAAGCCUAUAUGUUAUACAAGCACUUUCAACAAUCCUGCAAGAGACCGACUGAUUUCACGCCGCAAAUUCCUCCAUCUUAAAGAGCUUCAUUUGUACAUCAUACUAAUGUCUGAUAGUUACUAAGUUUGCCCAAUUCUGCAUUCGCUUGAAGAAAUAUGGCUUCAGAUUAGUCAGGUUGAUUUCACUUUUAUAAAGUGUUUGCUUCUCUUUUCUAACUUUUAACUUAAUUUGAUGUUAAACACUGAGCUUGCAGUGAUCACUUAUUAAGACAGUCCAUUCUUCAUACCGAGAACAGCUGAAGAUGCACUGAUAUGAUUUCGUUGAGGGUUGUAGUUAACGUAAAUAUGUUAAAAAGCCUGAUUAAAUUGUGGAUUAAAAAAAGGAUGUUUUAUAUUUUGUUGUGUUAGUCUCAAUUACAGGCUUCCAGACUAAUGAAGAAUUGAGUUUUCUGCAUUAAUUAGGUUUAUCUGUGUGUUUAUUUAUAAUUACAGAAUUGUCCAAAGUACUCAAGGCCCAAAAUAGUUUUUCACUUUAAUAUAAUAAUGGGCACUGGAAAAGGGUUAGUGUUUUAUAUUGCUGCUGAAAAAUAAAAUUAGGUUUCAGAUGCAUUAUUCAUAUCGUAGCGAUAUCAAAUUCAGUUAGGUCACUCGUGUAAUUAUGGUUCUUCCAAUUUGUAAUUUGUUUUACUUGUAAUUAUUGUGCUGUUAUUGGUUUCUGGGUAUUAUAAUGGUUGCAAAUCAUCUCAAAUUUAGUUCAUCAUAAACUGAUACUGCAUUUUCACUACUCUUUCAUAUUGCAAAUGCUGGAAUACUGUCAAUCAACUCUGAUUCUAUUUUUGCAAAUUGUGAAUGUUCUUUGAGCUGUCUUUGGGUGCCUGAUGGUCAAAUUAAAAGCUCUAAAAUCAACCCACAAGACUUUA